This is a messenger RNA of Electrophorus electricus (electric eel), 5443 nucleotides long. The record is from RefSeq and is a predicted model, not a curated record. NCBI's taxonomy places the organism in Eukaryota, Metazoa, Chordata, Actinopteri, Gymnotiformes, Gymnotidae.
UGAAAGUUCUUUCGCGUUUAAAGAUACUGCAGCUCGGCGCAUCGAGGUGACAUUUUCCGUGGAUGUUACCUGCUAUGGACUGUGCUUCGUUUGUUUGUUUGUUUGUUUGUUUGUUUGUGGCCAUCGUUGUUUGACUAUGUUGUUUGAAAAGAGUUGGAGAUGCAUUCGGAAUGAUGGUACACUAAUAUGAACGCGGGUUUUUUUCUCUCGUGGGAUAGAUAACUUGCACUUAAGCGCGCAGGGGUUUACUUUGCUUGGAUCAUUCCAACCACCUGUAACUGUCUCAAUGGCAACUAUGUCACCUCAGCAGCAAAUAAACAUCGACCAGAAUCGAUCUUCAUCACUGACAGACGAAACAAAAAUGUAUGCGCAUUUGGAUAACAAGAGGAGGAUGAAGGCCCUGUCCUGUCGCAGGCAGUCGGCACCUUCCACGGUCAUCAGCAAAGCACUCACCAGAUCCAGAACCAUGUCCAGGGAGAACUGCCUGUCUCCAGUCAGCCCAGAGACCUGCCUGUUGGUGCAGUCUUACCUGACACCGUCCCGCAGGUUCAUCUCGCAUGCCUAUGCCCAGCUGAAGACUGGUCUGCAGGUUCAGGACAGGCACCUGUUCCUUUUUACCGACAUCCUGCUCAUCAGCAAGGCCAAAUCUUCUACAAACUUUAAGAUGAAAGCACAGGCGCGUGUCUGUGAAAUGUGGACAGCAGACUGCAUGGAAGAAGUGUGUGAGGGAAGUACCAGCCUUGACAAAAGCUUUGUCAUAGGUUGGCCCACUUGCAACUGUGUGGCCACAUUCAGCUCAUUUGAACAGAAAGAGAGGUGGCUCUCCCUAAUAAAAAGUCGAAUAAAAGGGGAAAAAGAAAAGGAUCACCCCAAAACCAUCCCUCUAAAAGUGUAUGCAAAGGACAUGGGGAACUUUUCAUAUAAAACCCUUGCCGUGAGUAAUUCUGACAACGCUAAUGAAGUUACUCGUUUGGCACUGCAGCAAUUUGGCAUCGUGGGCUGUGUAAAGGACUAUCAACUGUGGGUGAGUUCCAGAAAAGACAAUGCCCCUUACCCUCUCAUUGGUCAUGAGUUCCCUUUCAGUAUACAGAUGAGCCAUAUAAGAGAGCCCUUGGAUGAAACUGGUGUCAAAAGUGAAGCUGAUACUUCUCCUGACAGACAGGUGGAGCUACUCUUUGAUCAGUUACAGUCAGAUAGUCAGUGCCAAUUCAUCCUUAAGCCAAGUCGGGUUGCUGUGGGCCACUCUUUUGUAGUUGAUCCAGAUCAGAAACCAUUCAAAAGACGACGGUCGCUCAUCAACUGGGCAUUUUGGCGUGGCUCCACCACUCAGCUGGAUGACCCGCCUUUAUUCCCCUUUCCUCCUGCAACUGGUAGGCUCUUUGGCCUGCCACUUAGUGUGGUGUGCAAGGAAAACAAGCUUCCAAAACCCAUCAUGGACAUGCUUGUGUUUCUCUUUCAAGAGGGGCCUUUCACAAGGGGAAUCUGGCGUUCUGCUGGGGCCAAGGCUUGUAGGGAGCUGAGAGACAGGCUGGAUUCAGGAAUCCAGGACAUUCAGUUCACCCGCCAGUCUGUCUUUGUGAUUGCAGCAGUCUUCAAGGACUUCCUGCGGAGCAUACCGUGCAGUCUGUUAAUGUCAGAUUUCUACGAGAAAUGGAUGGCCACCAUGGAUGUGUCUGAUGAGGCAAACUACAACCAGCUGAAGAUCAUUAAGAAACUGGCGGCCUCUCUUCCCCCGGAGAACAUCCUCCUCUUAAAGCAUGUGUUGGCCGUACUGUACAGCAUCCAGCUCCGUGCUCAAGACAACCAGAUGAACGCCUUUAACCUAGCUGUCUGCAUCGCCUCCCAGCAUGCUCUCUUCCCAGCACCCAGCAGCCCUGAGAUGGAGGGAGAAGGUGCCAAAAAGGUCUGUGACUUGGCACGGCUGAUGAUUGAAAAUUGCAUAGAAGUAAUGGGAGAAGAUGUGACCACACUAUUUGAUGGUUAUCCUCAAAGAUGCAGCACAGAUUCAGAUGUGUCCUCUUACCAGAUGACUGACUCAUCCUAUGACAGCCUUGAGAAUGAGCUGAAUGAUGACUCUGGAUCACCCUUCCAACCCACACAAAGGUCAUGGGGAAACCGAGACAGUUGUAGCCGCGACUCAGUCCUCACUUUGAGUGACUGUGACCUUGAUCAACCUGACACAGACCCAGACAACAACCCAGCAACACCCCUUGCCCCCCCCCCUGUACGCUCUGGAAAAAGAGCCCCAGUGGUGAGCCCAUGUUCUCUUCACCCACUUUUCACCGCUGAGGUGCUCAAGGGAGUUCGUCAGCAGAGGCGCUGCUCCGAGCCUGCCAUCUGGAACUCAACCUCGUCAAUAAGCAAAUACCUGGAGGCUAGUACAAACCGAAAGGGCAGUUACGACAGUGUGAAAAGCCCAGGUAGCAGUGACAUAGACAAAAUGUUUGUCAAGCAUUUGAACAAGCUGAAACUGCAGAAGCUGGGAAGCCCCAGUGAGAGGGAUCACAGUGAGAGGAAUGCUCCCCAACAACAAAAAGAGCAAUUUAAACCACCUCCUCUGCAUCUUGAAACCAGCUACUCAAGUCUUUACUCUCCUAUGGCUUCACCAACACAUUCUUCAGUCAGCUCCCUGGACAGUGCAUUCUCUCAGCACUCAGCUGACAUGGCCAAAACUAGCCCCCGUCUUGUACCCAGCUUCAAAGCCUCAGUGGAUAUUUCUCCCCAGUCACCUGGCAUUGCGUCCUUAGCUUCACCUGGUCCAACAAUCCCUUCUCCUAGGGAAUCUCCACCUAAAGAGAAAUUUGACUGGAGUCAUUUGAGAAACACACAUGGGCUGCAUCCCAACACCUGGCUAAAGAAAGACCACAGACUCUCCCUGUCUAAAGACAAAACUGGUCUGGAGGAUGAUGACAGUGGUAAUCCGCACCACCAGUGUGAUAACUCUUGUAAUGCAGGCCACAUCAGGGAGAGAAGUCCAGAGUUUAACUUAACAACUCCUAGGAAAAGACAUACCAGUCCGCCAACAUAUCAAGAAGCUUUGCACCAGAUGCAGCGCAGCAUGUCAGUUUAUACUGGCUCAGAGAAACCACUAACAGUGAAAGAACUGAGAGAGCUUCACAACCAGGCCUGCUCAGGGCAUAAGACAACCCCAGUAAGCAGGAAGAUUCAGAAGAGCAGUACAACAGGAAAAGACAACAGCAGUCUACCACAGUCUAUGUUUUAUGGCCAAGGUGCACAAUGCUUAGCCUUAUUAAGGCAGAAAUCACACUCCCUCAUUCCUGUAGAAGAGAGGUCCCACAUACAUCCUUCCACUCUGCGUCGAGCAUCUGAACCUGGACAGAGCUGUCUGCUGCUAGAUAAGGAGUUCUCAAAGAGCCUGGAGUGUCUACGUCACCAGGCCAUAGAAAAACAAGACAAAGAUUCUUCCUCCCACACACUCAGACUCAAAGUGUCCGAUGUGGAGUCACAUGACAAGGCUAGUGCACCCCAGUUUUGUUUGUCACCUGCUGCCUCCAAGGCCGUAAGAGACUAUUUCUCUUGGCAUGGAGGUGAUGAUACCCAGAAUAAUCUGAAGAAAAGUCAGGAAGUGGCAAUGGCUGUUGUCCAUGGCAAACGUGAGUGGAUGAGGCGGUGCAGUGACCCUCGAAUGGAGGACAUGGAAAAAAUGUUUUUUGCAGAGGAAUCUUACGUUUAAGUUACUGGUCUCCAAGGCAGUGCUUCCUAAAAUCAGUGUUAGAUUGAUCAAAUUCAGUGUGUUGGAUAAUGAAAAACAUAUCUGCAGAAAACUAGAUUAUGUAAAACAUUGCUCUAAGAAUUAUGCAUGGAAAGCAUUGAACGUGAAACCCAUUUUGUAUUUAUUCCACUGCUUCCCUGUAAUUCUUUACAUCACCACAUCAGGUUUAGGCAGGCCAGUCUUAAAUGGUAAUUGUAAUGAUUAUUAGUUGCACUAACUCAGUUUCAGAAUUAUGAUUUAAAUGCAAUGCAUUUAUAUGAAGUGUAAUUAUUCACAUUAGGUGUUUGCGUUUAUUUACUGAUUAAAUAAAAUUAUGGUAGGUAAAAUAAAUAUAGAUAUAUGCACAAACAUAGAAGCUUAUUAAGGCAGAAAUCACACUCUCAUUCCUGUAGAAGAGAAUUCCUGUGUAAUUAACUGGCAGAUUAACAUCUUUAGUGUUUGUGUGUUCUUAAAACAAGGUGGCUUCUUAAUUUAAUGCUCUGCCACCAGUAACCUUUGCAGUGUAUAGCUCUUCAGGAGUGGGCUUUUUUCACACAGUUCAUUCUUUUACCUUACUUUAAAUUGACAUACUACAAUUUAAUUAAUUCGGAAGUGAUCUAAACAAGGUUGCAAAUUAGGUUGAUAUUUCAUUAAAUUAGUGAUAUUGAAAUAAUUAAUAUAAUGCUUGCUAUUGAAAAUUAUAGAUGUGUAGCUAUGUAAUUAAUCCUUAAUGUUCUGCGAGAAAAAAAUAAUUGUGAUAGCAAAGUGCCAUCUGCUUUAUCAAAUGUAAAUUUUAAGUAUCAAAACCGCUAGUAUAUUUUCAUUAUAUUUCAGGGAGAAAUUUAAGGCAAAUAUAAGACAUUACAAAAUCAAUACUUAUAGAAGUCUGUGACAUAUUUGAUGUUAAUUUGCUAUUUGAUAACUGUUCCUACAAAGGUAAAUAAGACAAGGAUGUUAUGCACAGUAAAAUACUCUUUGUUUUUAUAUUUAUGUAUUUAUGCUGUAGACAUAUAUUUUCUAUAUUUUAAGACUGAAUUGUUGUGAAGUGACAGUGAAUGAAUAUUGAUGUAUAUACAAAGUAGAAAAAAAUCUAAAAGUCUUAAUUUGCAGAAUAUUUUUUUUCUAGAAUAUAGCCAUCAACCCUUUGUACAUGUAUUACCUUGUAGGAUGGUGAUUGUAUUAGAGGUCUUCAAAAAAUACUGUACCUGUUUUUAUGAUGCAUAUAUUUGUUUUAUUAUGCUUCACAUAGUGUCUAAAGGCAGUAAUGCAUUUUUUCUGUCUUUGCUGCUGUCUCAUAUUUUCAACUGCAAAGGACGAUAGAUCAUUUUAUCUUGAGGUUUAUAAUGGUCAUAAUAAAAUGUCACAUUUGUGAUGAUCUGCAGAAUGUAGAAAUAUCGUAUUCUCACUUACAUCUAAUCAUUCUAAUCACAUUUCAGAUCAUGUCAGUUCAUAGAGUAAUUAUGCUGCAUUACUUAGAGAUUUGCGUCUUGUGGUACAUUAUCUUUCAAUAUUAUUUACUACACUCAAAACGUGAAGUGUAAAUCCAAUGAACAAAAAGCUUUUAACAUUAUGUAAAAAUGUUUUUUUGCUCUAGUCCUGGUAAUUCUGAACCACACCAGAUUUCAACAUGUACCAUGAUACCAGGUCUUCAACAUGUAGAUGUCUGUGACUUUAUUAUUUUUUUAAGUCAUACUUGUCCUUUAAAGGAAUUACAACAUUGCAGGAAUUACA